AUGACGAAAGUUCCUCAGGGGUUUGAUAUCAGUUUCUUAAAUGACGAAGAAGCCAGAAAGAUCCUGCGAGUUCUGGAAAGAAAUGAGGAGCUACAAAGGGCAGAGAAGGAGAGGAUCAGCAAACUCCAGAAAACAAAGAGAGAUAUCAGAUGGCUUCAAGGAGUAACUGGUGAAUGGUUUGAAGAAAUUCAAAGAAAAAGGUUUUGCGAUGAAACAGAUAUUAGUCAAAUGCUAAAACAACCACUUACCUACAGGCUAACGCAGAGGAUGGCAAAAAAUGAUUCUGUGGAUUUGCAAACAUCAAGAUCUAAAAAUCUACCUAAUCCAAAAAACCCAAUAUCCUGCCCUUCUCAACAGAGCUUCAGAUCAUCGUUUGCUUCCCUGUUCUCAUUCAGAAAAUCCAGAAAGGAGUCUUUAAAUCUUCCAACACUGGGACAGAGAGGGUGUGAUGGCCUUGCAGGAACUCCUGUGCCUAUGACGGGAGCUGUUGGGGCAACAAUAUACAGUUCACCACUGGAUAACCAACUAGUUGACAGUACAUUUGUCCCCAGGCCAGCAGGUAUGAGGGAAGGAAGCACAUUGCCUCCGUGGGAGGCUUCUCUGCUGGAGAAUGAGUUUUUCCGGGUUUUAGAUGAUUUGGAUAGCAAACUGGCUCAGGAACAAUUUCCAAGCUCACUGAAUACCAGCACACCCUUCAACUAUGAAUCAACAACACAACUCAGUCAUCUUUACUCCGGUGGGAGCAGACCUGGUAAUAUCACAGGAAGACACAAAAAUCGCUAUAAUGAAACUUCCAAUAUGUCUAUCUACGACAUCCUAAGACCAGGAGCACCUAGAGAAGGUUUUAAGACCUUUUCACCAAGAACAAAAACAAUUUAUGAUAUGUAUAGGACAAGGGAGCCCAGAGUCUUAAAAGAAGAUUAUGUUCAAAAGAAUACUUUGGGUAGUUCUUCUCUGUGUUUUGACAGUAGGCAACGAUCAGCCUCACGAGCCACAGGGCAUUUCACAGCGAGAAGCUUACAUUUUCCAGCCACAAUUGAGAACAAAAGUGGAUUUAUACCGCAAAGUCACAGACAAAGCCCAAAGAGAAUUCCUUUAUCUUCCAUCAUCUGGAAUAGAUCAGAUUCUUCAAGAGAUGGUCAGAACCAGGAAGAGUUCCACAGGGCACCAUUGCCUAUGGAAAUUGACCCUGCUGAUCAAUAUACCUACCCCAGAUGUUUUCAGGAGAACAAGAGAUAUGCAUUUUACCGCUCACAGAGUGUUUACCAGAGUGUUAGUUUAAAUGCCCACACGGACAAUGCAAUAAGUCCGGACCCAUUCGAGAACUCAGAGAAUAUGCCAUUCUACCAUCAAGACAACCCAUUUGCUAGGUCUUUCUUUAGCAAUACUUUUGGACAAAGCAGAGAACAGAUUUUUGGACAAAGCACUUUUUGGGGCCAACAGGAAGAUCAUUCUUCCUGGUCUGACUUUUAUCAAAGCAGGAAAUCAUUCACUUCUUCUGACAGAGACUUUGAAAUGAUUUCUGUUGAUGCAAAUAGUGCAUCAGCUGCUCAUGGUCGUAGUGUCCCUUUGCAUCAUGGGGGAUCAUUUGCUCCUGGUUGUAGACCAAAUAUUUCCAGAGACCAAGAAGAACCAUGUCCCUGGCAAUUUGAUUUUCAGGCAUCCACACUGGAGAACAUGGAGGUGUCACAAGACAGGGGAAGCCAGUUGAAUCCUCAGUUCAGCACACCAAAUGUUUGCCCCAUGAUUGAUUCAAGCUGUCAGAUCAAAUCUGGUAGGUUGGAAUGCCAGCAAGACAAUUCUAGAGAAGUACACUUGAACAGAGAAGCUUACUUAUUUGGAAUUGCUCAGCCUUCAGCAUCCCCAUUCAAAACUUCCUUCCCUCAGAUUCCUGAUGGCAAAGGGAACACUCACAGUUCCAGUUUUCAGAAUCCCACAGCCACUUUUCAUGAAAUUAUCCCCAAUAAAUCUGCCUGUUCUCCAAUCAGAAGCCAUGCAGAAGUCAUUGUGACCAACAGUGAUUCAGUUGAUUCUCUACCAUCUGCUGAAAGCCAACCCAGCGUCUUGGUCACAGAAGAGAAUAAGGAGAAGGACUUGAACGACUCUGUUUCCAAAAAGUACAAACAACUAAACAAGAUGGACCAGACAGACUUGACAGGUGAAACAUCACAACCGGUUUUACAGACAGUGGUCUCUUGCCCCUUACCUGAUGUUCAAAAUCCCCUCUCCCGGGACUCAUCUGAGAAUAAUCAGUUUGUUUUUAAUGCAUCUACCACAAUAAAUUCAAAAAGGUCACCCAGAGUGCUUCCCAGGAAAGAUAUCUCUAAAAUCUACAUAUCACACAGAGAUAAAGCCAAUGAGCUUAAAAAAGAAGAGAGUUUUUCUAGGAAUAGAAAAUUUAGUUCAGCAACAUCCCCAUCUUUUCUUCCGGAACGCAGAAUAACUCCUUUUCUUCCUAGCCCAAAUCAAGGUUGUCACCAGGAAUUAACAGUAAGUAAUGAAGGUAUUUCAAGCAUUGGUAAAAAUAACCUCUGUAGCACUGAAUCUACUGAUAAUCAAAACCCCCAGUCUCCAGAAAACAAGUUUGCGGGCAGCCACAAUGUCUCAGGUAAUCUGUUAAGUCUCCCACUAGGUGCAUUACAAGAUUCCUCAAUAUUGAAUAGUUCUACUACAGUGUUCUCAAAGAGAAGUCCUUCAGGAAAUGAUCUACCUCUGGGAGAAAGAGAAGAAAAUCACAGUGCUAGCAAGAACCAAAAUAAUCCACUUGCCAUAAAUCACUUAGAAAGCCAGAAGCAUAAUGAUAAUUGUGUGCCUACAUAUAAUAAAGUGGUUGAUGUUACCAAAUGCCACUCACACCACCCCCUCAGAGACGGAAAUGGAAAAGGAAAAAUAAGACGUCGCAUAUCCUGUAUUGAAAAUUUAAGCAAACCAGAAAGUAGAUCAACAUUCACAAAUGAUGGCAGUAACCUCAAUGAGGUGAAUCAAGGUAAUUCCAAGGCUCCUGAUCGUCCCACGAUUUAUUGCACCUUACCAAGAAAAGCAUCCAGUUUUCUCAUCGGUAGCAGGAAUUCAGAAAGUAGGGUAACAACUGCAUCACUUAGGAAUGGGCCACUUCCAUUCCAAGUCAAAAAUAAUGUGGAGGAUCCAAUCAAGAAGUACACAUCACAGAAAUUAAUUCCCAGUUCUCCUGAAUCAGAAAGUGAAGGUUCCAAAGUAGUUUCAGACUCAAUUCCAGUAGUGCCUGCAGCUGCACAGAGGAUGACAAAUUUGAAAAUUACUGGGUCUGCUUCUGUUAGAAAAGGACCUCUUCCUUUCCUCAUCAAGAGGGCUGUGUCAUGCCCUUCAGGGGAGCCAUAUUCCUCAACUGGAAAUGAUGAGACAGCAAAAGACUCAGCUUCAGAUAUAUAUACUUCUGCUGUAUCACCAAGGCCUUGGGAGAGAUUCAUGAACAAUCUGGAAAGUGACUUACCUGUUAGGAAUAAAAACCACCACCAAAAGGAAUACUCUCAAGAAUGUACUGAGAAGGAUGAUAAAACUGCAACACCCAGAGCAGGCUUAGUUUCCCUUUCCAAUGAAGAUCCUUUACCUUUUUCUUCAGAAGUGUCAGAGAAGGAAAGUGGGGAAACCAUACGUAAGUACAAAACUACCAGCACGUUUUCUGUUUCUGGUGAUGAUGAUAAUGUAAGAUGUCUUGAAGUGGUUUCAAUAUAUUAUACUAUACCAAGGAAACACAGCAAAAAACUCUGUGACCUCCUUUACAAGUAUACACAAAAUACUAAUUCACUUCCAGAAUCACCCAAAGUGGGAACUGAAACAUUUCCUAAUGCUUCACAGAAUGGCAAACAAAAUCAUUCUACACAAGAGCAGUCAGGAACAUCUUCAUCUGAAGACCAAAAGAUGACCAUUUCCUCUGCUCAUGAGACCAUCCCUUGUCUUUCUCACAUCAAUGAAAAUGUGACUGCUUUACAAUUACCAAAUAGUGGGUCCUCAGAGCCUACCUUACAGGAAAUGGCUUCUAUUGAGGCAGAUGUUUCUCUUCCAAAAGAAGUAUCUAAAACUAGAGACACUUUUCCAGAUAACUUUACUAAAGCACCUCUAGGUGACUCACGAAGCAGGAAAAAGAAAGGAAAGAAAUCACAAAGAGAAAAAUUGGAAAAUUGCCAACAAUCCACUAAAUUGGGUAAUAGCAGUCCUUCUAGCCCCCGAGCCCACUCAGAAAAUAAUGUUGAAAAGUCUCAAACUGUAAGAAGUUCUGAGGAGAAUGUGGAUGACAGUAUAGUUAUCACAGCUACCAGAAGUAAUGUCUUUCCUAAGGAAGAAAUCAGGAACGCCAUAGCCAUAAAUGAUAACUCCAAUGGGUUGGAGGCUAGGGAAGUCAGAAGGGAAAUUGAAACUGGUUGCCAACAAAAUCCUGAUAAAACACUUUCUGACACAGAAAACCAAAUCCUUGCUGUUACUCUAGCUUUACAUAAGCUACAAUUUGAUGAGGAGACAUACUCAGGUAAACCAGAUGCGGAAAGUUUGAAGUCUGGACCCAAAGAAAUACCUCAGAGAAGUCAAGAGGUGAAUAUUACAGAGAUCAGGAAGACUAAUGAUGGAAUGCAAAGACUGGCAUGGAGUCAGCCUUCACUACCUGAAGGGAGUAAUGAAAAUAAAGCCAGUUUAGAUGGCCUACGAAAAGGGAAAAACAGAUCUUCAACUAAACACAAAGUGGCUACUAUAUCCAAAGCAAGCAGAAAAUUCCCAGCUAAAGAUGUAAGCCCCAGAAGACAUGUAGCUACUAUUUUCACUAAAAAUGAGAGUAGAUCCAGUACUGGAGACUUAAAUUCUGGCAUACCAGAAAGUAACCCAUUGUGCACUGAGCCCACUCCUGGGUCUGCAGAGUCCACAGAUGGAAGCAGAAAUUUGAGUAAUGAUGGAGUGGAUAUGGAGAAAUGUGAGACCCCUCUCCAAGUUACUGUAAUAUCCAACAGAAAACCUUCCAUACACUUAAGUAAUCAGAAGUCUAACAUCAGUAUUUUACAACCACACUGGAAUGAGUUUAACAACACCUCAGAGUCACCACCAAAAAAUGAGAACUCUAUGGAUGUAACAGUAACUCCAACUUUGGAAAGAGAGUCAGCAAUUCUGGUCCAGCCUACAUUCAUCCCCCUAAGGGAAGCAGAGUUCUCUGACCAUCAGAGGAGGUUCAGUCCUCCUUGUCCAUUGGAGCCUGCACACAAUUCUCCUACAGAAUGUAUUCCACUGGCCAAUUGUCCACAGCAACAAAGGGAUGCUUCAUCUUUGGGAUGGAAACCUGAACCACACCUCUAUCGGUCAAAGAGUUUAAAAAGCAUCAAUGUACAUAGUGAUAAGCUACGUAAAAGUCAUCCUCCAAAAGUCAGGGAGCGCCAUUUUUCUGAAAGCACUUCUAUUGAUGAUGCCCUGAGUCAACUGACCCUUGGGAAUGAUUCCUCUAUCAACAAUGGGUACAGUCGUAAAUUCAAAUCUUUUUCUGAACUUCCCUGUGAUGAAAAUGAAAGUUGGACCCUUUAUAGCGACAGGACCAAAAUAGGACCCAAAUCUGCAACAUCUAUAUCCAGACCUAUUGACUAUGGGAUUUUUGGAAAAGAACAACAGUUGGCUUUCUUGGAGAAUGUAAAAAGGUCACUCACACAAGGAAGAUUAUGGAAACCAAGUUUUCUUAAGAAUCCUGGCUUCCUGAAAGAUGAUAUAAUCAACCCUCCUAACCCAUCAGAGACAUUAAGCUCAAAUUCUCCUAGCAGUCAGAUGCCAGAAGAUGGUUUAUCUCCAACGGCACCACUUAAUAUCUAUGAAGAGAACCCUGUGGACUCAGAUUGGGACACAGACACAACCACAGAUGAUGAAUACUACCUGGAUGAAAAUGACAAAGAGUCAGAACUGUGA
Molecule: messenger RNA, 5907 nt
Organism: Chrysochloris asiatica (Cape golden mole)
Lineage: Eukaryota; Metazoa; Chordata; Mammalia; Afrosoricida; Chrysochloridae
Gene: EXPH5
Product: exophilin 5
Exons: 7
Coding region: 1-5907 (1968 amino acids)
Biological process (GO): positive regulation of exocytosis; positive regulation of protein secretion; multivesicular body sorting pathway
Cellular component (GO): endosome
Molecular function (GO): small GTPase binding
Source: RefSeq, a predicted model, not a curated record